UCGAAUUUGGAGAUUCUGGAGUUUCAGGGAAACCAUCAAACUAAUUCAGCUUCAGCAAUCACCGUAGUAUAUCAGCAUCAACACAGAGAAAGAGUGCACACUGAAAGUGAAACGAAAACUACUAUCUUUAAUUAAUUAAUUAAUUAAUUAAUUGUUAGAGGUAUGAAAUCCACAUGCUCCAUUUUUCUUUCUCUUUCUCUGUGAAGCCUUCUUCAAGUAAAGUGAAGUAACGGAAAGCCUUUCUCGAUCCAAAUUCUUCAUCCUCUUUCCAUGGAGGACGCAUUUGCCAGAUCUAUUCCCGAGGUCCUUGAUCACUUUGGAGUCGACCCAACUAAAGGUCUAUCAGAUACCCAGGUAGUUCAACAUGGUCGAUUGUAUGGUAUAAACGUGCUGCCUGAAGAUAAAAGAGCUCCUUUUUGGAAAUUGGUUUUGAAGCAAUUUGAUGAUUUGCUUGUGAAGAUACUUAUAGCAGCUGCAGUGAUAUCAUUUAUUCUGGCUUUAGUUAAUGGAGAAACGGGCUUAAUGGCAUUUCUGGAGCCUUCUGUUAUUCUAUUGAUAUUAGCUGCAAAUGCAGCUGUGGGGGUGAUUACGGAAACAAAUGCUGAAAAAGCUCUCGAGGAGCUGCGUGCCUAUCAAGCUGAUGUGGCAACUGUUCUGCGAAAUGGUUGUUUUUCUAUACUUCCAGCCACUGAACUUGUUCCUGGUGAUAUUGUGGAAGUUUCUGUGGGGUGCAAAAUUCCUGCUGAUAUGAGGAUGAUUGAGAUGCUAAGUAGUCAAGUCCGUGUUGAUCAAGCCAUUCUUACAGGUGAGAGCAGCUCGGUGGAGAAAGAGCUUAAAACAACCACAACAACAAAUGCUGUAUACCAAGACAAGACAAAUAUUUUGUUCUCGGGAACAGUUAUGGUUGCUGGUAGGGCAAGAGCUGUUGUGGUGGGAGUUGGUCCUAACACUGCCAUGGGCAACAUUCGUGAUUCAAUGAUGCACACAGAGGAUGAGGCGACACCAUUGAAAAAGAAGCUGGAUGAGUUUGGUACCUUUUUGGCGAAGGUUAUUGCAGGGAUUUGCGUAUUGGUGUGGAUUGUAAAUAUUGGUCAUUUUCGUGACCCUGCUCAUGGUGGUUUCUUGCGUGGUGCUAUUCAUUAUUUUAAGAUUGCAGUUGCCCUGGCGGUUGCAGCGAUCCCUGAAGGGCUCCCAGCUGUUGUUACAACGUGUUUGGCUCUUGGAACAAAGCGUAUGGCUAGGUUGAAUGCCAUCGUUCGGUCUUUGCCUUCUGUUGAAACCUUGGGUUGCACCACUGUAAUUUGCAGCGACAAAACUGGAACACUAACUACUAAUAUGAUGUCAGUUGCAAAAGUAUGCGUUGUUGAAUCUGCACAACGUAGUCCUGCUGCUACUGAAUACAGUGUCAGUGGGACAACAUAUGCACCUGAAGGCAUAAUUUUUGACAAUACAGGGAUGCAGAUUGACUUUCCAGCUCAAUUGCCGUGUCUUCUUCACAUAGCAAUGUGUUCUGCUCUUUGCAAUGAAUCAACCCUGCAGUAUAAUCCUGAUAAGGGGAAGUAUGAAAAAAUUGGUGAGUCAACUGAAGUGGCACUACGUGUCUUUGCAGAAAAGGUUGGUCUUCCUGGUUUUAAUUCUAUGCCAUCAGCCUUGAACAUGUUGAGUAACCAUGAACGUGCUUCUUAUUGUAACCAUUAUUGGGAGGAACAAUUUAGAAAGAUGGAUGUGCUGGAAUUUUCUCGAGAUCGGAAAAUGAUGAGUGUCCUUUGCAGCAGAAACCAAUUGAAUGUUUUGUUCUCUAAAGGUGCUCCAGAAAGCAUAGUUGCUAGAUGUACAACAAUUCUGUGUAAUGACGAUGGCUCAAUUGUGCCACUUACUGCUGAUAUUCGAGCAGAGCUGGCUUCAAGGUUCCAUAGUUUUGCAGGAAAAGAAACAUUGAGGUGCCUAGCUUUGGCUUUGAAAUGGAUGCCCUCAGGUCAACAGAUGUUGUCCUUUGAUGAUGAGAGAGAUCUUACAUUUAUUGGGUUGGUUGGGAUGCUGGAUCCACCAAGAGAUGAAGUUAGAAAUGCCAUGCUUUCAUGUAUGACUGCUGGCAUACGUGUUAUAGUUGUCACUGGAGAUAACAAGUCCACCGCUGAGUCCCUUUGCCGCAAGAUAGGCGCUUUUGACCAUAUGAUAGAAUUUUCCGAGCGAUCUUAUACUGCUUCUGAGUUUGAAGAACUUCCACCACUGCAACAAACUCUAGCAUUGCAACGUAUGGCACUUUUUACCAGAGUUGAGCCUUCUCAUAAAAGGAUGCUGGUUGAAGCUUUGCAAAAUCAGAAUGAAGUGGUUGCAAUGACGGGUGAUGGAGUCAACGAUGCACCUGCACUGAAAAAGGCAGAUAUAGGAAUUGCUAUGGGUUCUGGAACAGCUGUUGCCAAGAGUGCAUCAGACAUGGUGCUCGCUGAUGACAACUUUGCUUCGAUUGUUGCGGCUGUAGCAGAGGGUAGAGCUAUAUACAACAAUACAAAACAGUUUAUUAGAUACAUGAUAUCAUCCAAUAUUGGUGAAGUAGUCUGUAUAUUUGUCGCUGCUGUGCUUGGGAUACCUGAUACUCUCGCUCCUGUCCAGCUGCUUUGGGUCAAUUUGGUUACUGAUGGACUGCCUGCAACUGCUAUUGGCUUCAAUAAGCAAGACUCUGAUGUGAUGAAGGCUAAGCCUCGAAAGGUGAAUGAAGCAGUUGUGACAGGUUGGCUCUUCUUCCGUUAUCUAGUAAUUGGAGCUUAUGUUGGCCUUGCAACCGUUGCUGGUUUUAUUUGGUGGUUUGUUUAUGCUGAUAGUGGCCCCAAACUACCAUAUGUUGAACUGAUGAAUUUUGACACUUGCCCAACAAGGGAGACAACUUAUCCAUGCAGUAUAUUUGAUGAUCGACAUCCAUCUACUGUAUCAAUGACUGUGCUUGUCGUUGUUGAGAUGUUCAAUGCUUUAAACAACCUUGGUGAAAAUCAAUCUCUUUUGGUCGUUCCUCCCUGGAGUAACAUGUGGCUUGUUGCUUCUAUAAUCAUAACUAUGCUUCUUCACAUACUAAUUUUAUAUGUUCACCCGCUGUCAGUUCUUUUCUCUGUAACACCAUUAUCCUGGGAUGACUGGAUGGUUGUCUUUUAUCUAUCAAUACCUGUUAUAAUUAUUGAUGAAGUAUUAAAGUUCUUCUCCAGAAAUCCCAUUGGUUUGAGGUUCAGAUUGUGGUUUAGGAGGUCCGACCUACUUCCAAAAAGAGAAGUGCGUGAUAAGUAAGAUGAUGUGCUGUACUAUUCGAUCAAAUCCUUCACUUGUAACGAAUCAGACAUCCACACAGUGGUAUCCUUGGUUGAAUUCAAAUCAUCAAUCUCCAUAUGCAAUGGCAGUCAAGGAGUUUAGGCAAGGUACCUCGAUAGAUAUGCUGUACAAUAUUUGAUUUCUCUGUAAUAUUUAUAUUAUUAUGAAAAUUCCAAAUGUAGUUGGAUAUAGGCCGCCGUUACUCGAAUUUUUUUUUUUCGACUGUAUUUAAUCAAUUUUGCUAGCAUAAUUACCUGCCGGGCCUUGUUGAGUGCAGUGCAGCCAAAGACAGAAAAUCAGAUAACAAAACUCGUGUUUAAUCACUUGUUCCAUUGCAUCUGCUAAUUCUAAUUACAGAAACGCUUAAACACUUAA
This is a messenger RNA of Arachis stenosperma, 3672 nucleotides long. RefSeq names its product calcium-transporting ATPase 3, endoplasmic reticulum-type. Lineage: Eukaryota; Viridiplantae; Streptophyta; Magnoliopsida; Fabales; Fabaceae. The transcript has 34 exons. Bases 271 to 3276 code for a protein of 1001 amino acids. Gene Ontology annotation, molecular function: ATP hydrolysis activity; ATP binding; P-type calcium transporter activity. Gene Ontology annotation, cellular component: membrane. The record is from RefSeq and is a predicted model, not a curated record. Gene Ontology annotation, biological process: intracellular calcium ion homeostasis; calcium ion transmembrane transport.